Messenger RNA from Ceratina calcarata, 1429 nucleotides. RefSeq names its product ADP-ribosylation factor-like protein 8 (gene Arl8). Bases 286 to 846 code for a protein of 186 amino acids. Gene Ontology annotation, biological process: protein transport; anterograde axonal transport. Gene Ontology annotation, cellular component: lysosomal membrane. NCBI's taxonomy places the organism in Eukaryota, Metazoa, Arthropoda, Insecta, Hymenoptera, Apidae. The record is from RefSeq and is a predicted model, not a curated record. The transcript has 3 exons. Gene Ontology annotation, molecular function: GTPase activity; GTP binding.
CGGCUAUCAUUACUGUCCGUGAUAGAAUUGCUCGUAGCGGUAGCUCAUACCAGUUUUGCGCGAGAUAAAAAUUCGUAUCCAGUGUAUUGUCGGAUCGUGGACAGCAGUAGCGAUUAGUCAGCGGCGGCUUCUGACUAGCGCGGUGCAUAGUUGCAUCUCCGAAGUUGACGGGCUGACGUCGGUACACGAAGGUGCAAAUGACUACAUGUCAAAGCCAGUGAGCGGCAUACUUUGAGUGUACCAAUUCUACCGGUGGAGCUGGAUAUCCUCCGAUCGCGAUAAAAAAUGUUGGCGCUCAUCAAUCGGAUUCUGGACUGGUUUAAAUCCCUCUUUUGGAAAGAGGAGAUGGAACUCACCCUUGUCGGCUUGCAGUACAGUGGCAAGACCACCUUCGUAAAUGUUAUUGCGUCGGGACAAUUCAGCGAAGACAUGAUCCCCACUGUCGGCUUCAAUAUGCGUAAAAUAACGAAAGGAAACGUCACUAUAAAAGUGUGGGAUAUCGGAGGACAACCGAGGUUUAGAUCUAUGUGGGAAAGAUAUUGCAGAGGCGUGAAUGCAAUAGUGUACAUGGUCGAUGCAGCAGACUCGGAAAAGAUAGAAGCGAGCCGCAACGAGUUGCACAACUUGCUAGACAAACCUCAAUUAUCUGGUAUACCGGUACUGGUUCUUGGUAACAAAAGGGACUUACCUCAUGCUUUGGACGAGAACGGACUCAUAGAAAGAAUGAACUUGUCGGCAAUUCAGGAUCGUGAAAUUUGUUGCUACAGUAUUUCCUGUAAAGAGAAAGACAAUAUCGAUAUAACGUUGCAGUGGCUUAUAGCACAUUCUAGAAGUGGUGUUCGUUAAUACGUGUAUUUAAUUUUAUGUUCUUAUACAUUCUUAUCAAGAGAGCCCAAGAUAUUGAUAGAACGGGGAUCAAACAUGCGUCGGAGUGUUCAACAAAUGAUUUUAUUCCGGAUUGAUUAAUCGAUUGUCGUAGAUGAUUUUCUUUUUUUUUUCUAAAUUUAAGUCCUAGCUGUUGUAUAUUCAAUCGUAUCAUGGAAAGUUUAAUGAAUGAUAAAAAAGAAAAAAUAUGCUUAAACCAAAUACGCUCAUGGGAAUGAUAACAAAGACACAUACAUCCUGCAAAGCACCUUAGACCUAAGCAACAAUUUUUUAUAUUGCGUUUUUAGAUAACCAGUUUAAGUGCUGUUAUAUUCUAACUUAAAACCAUCAGGAGACGGAAAAACAAAUAGCAUUUAACGAUUAAUGUAGAGACGAUGGUAGAUAGUACGAAUACAGGCGCAAAAUAAUAUCAAUUACCAUAUAGUACACAUUUUCGGAACUAUUUAAUGAAGAUUAAUUAAAUCACGGCAUAGAGGAUAUGAACAAUUGAUUGCUAUAUGUACACAAAUAUUGUGCUGAGUAAACUUGUAUAAUUAAUGAUGAA